AUUGGAUAUGAAAUAGCAAAAAGAUUGGGCCUGGAAGGAGCUAAUGUGAUGGUGAGCAGUAGAAAGGAAAGAAACGUCUCAGAAACUGUUGAAAAUCUGAAAAGUAUUGGAAUAAAUGCAGAUGGGUGCGUGUGCCAUAUCGGGAAUAAGGUUGAUAGGACUCAACUUAUCACCAAAUCCCUAGAAAAAUUUGGAGGAAUUGACAUUCUAGUCUCAAAUGCUGCUGUCAAUACUAGCAUGGGGAAUAUUUUUGAAACAGAUGAAAAAUCAUGGGACAAAAUUUUUGAAAUAAAUUUGAAAUCAUCCUUUCUGCUCUGUCAAGAAGUUCUCCCUCAUCUCCAAAAGAGCAAAGGUUCCAUAGUUUUCGUCAGUUCCAUUGGCGGUUAUGUUCCAUUUGAGUUGUUGGGACCUUACUCCAUAAGCAAGACAGCACUGAUCAGUAUGGUAAAGAGCAUGGUUCCUGAAUGUUCGAGGAGGAAUAUCAGGGUUAAUGCCAUUGCUCCUGGAGUCAUUAAGACCAAGUUCAGUGCUGCCCUCUGGAACAACGAAGAUAUCUGUGACUCCGUAUUGUCCACAAUCCCAUUGAAAAGGUUUGGAACGGGAGAAGACUGCGCAGGGGCGGUUGCCUUCCUGGCUUCAUCAGAUGCAAGUUAUAUUACCGGGGAAACCAUUGUUGUAGCUGGCGGUAUGCAGUCAAGAUUGUGA
Helobdella robusta is the source of this 705-nucleotide messenger RNA. RefSeq lists its product as hypothetical. Lineage: Eukaryota; Metazoa; Annelida; Clitellata; Rhynchobdellida; Glossiphoniidae. Gene Ontology annotation, molecular function: carbonyl reductase (NADPH) activity. The annotation marks the transcript as partial. The transcript has 8 exons. The record is from RefSeq and is a predicted model, not a curated record.